AUGCACUUCCGCCAGUGCCGUGCCUGCUUCGACGUUCUCGUCGGACCUUCGGUCGCCUGCGGCCACUGCGGCGCCGAGGUCCACGCGCGCUGCAUGCAGGUCGUGAGCAUGGCGCCCGUCUGCUACACCUGCCUGGGCGUUAGGGACAUGUUCCUCGCCCAGCGGCGCGCGACGUGGACGGGCCACGUGGCCUCGCAGAUGGGCCGCGCAGUCGCGAGCGGCAGCCAGCUCGCCGGCCAGGUGGUCGGCGCCACUGCCAUCGGCGUCGCCACUGGCGCCGCGCGGCUGAUCAGCGGAGCCGUGGCUGGAGCGCGCCAGACCUUUAGCGGCGCGUCCAUGAUCGGCGGGCCCGCUCGCUUGGACACGCCCCAGGCGCUGCCGCAGCUUGCCGCCGGCCCGCCCAGCAUCAGCCAGGCCGCCGGCGAUGGCGACAGGGUCGCGGCUCUCGAGGCGGAGAUCGUGCGGCUCAGGGCCGAGCUCGAGUCGCGCGCCGGCGGGUGCGCCACGCCAGGCGGAGGCAGCGGCGCUGGGCUGCUCGCGCCGGCGACGCCUCAGCCACAGGGGCCUGCAGGCGACGAUGCCGAGGAGGAGGACGAGGAGGAGGAAGCAGGGCUCCAGGCCGCUGCUGAGACUCCAGCUGCUGCCGGCACGGACGCCGUAGCCGCCGCAGCCUUGGCGCCGAAUGCCGGCGCUAUGCAGGAUUUCGCGGGCGCCGAUGGCGGCGGCCCGCAUUCGAUGGCGGGCGGCGCGGCCACUGGGUCCGCGGCCGCAGCCACCCUGAUGCAGCAAGGAUUGUUUGGCAUCGCCACGGCGGGUGCCAGCAGCCUGCAACCGCCGAUGCCGAGCACGUUCGGCGCGGCACCGCUGGCGAGCGGCGCGGCCACGGCUGCGGGCGCAUCCAGCACCGGGUUUGGCGCCGCUUUCGCGGGCGACCAGCCGCCUCCAGGACUGGGCGCGGGCUGGCCAUGGGCUGGCAGUGGCGCUGCCGGCGCUGGAGGAUCAGGGAGCGGCGGGGUGCCACCGCCUCCGUCGCCAUGGCAUUUGCCACAGGCGGCCGCCGCCGUAGCAGCCGCUCAGCAGAUGGGCGCACUCGGCGGCAGGGCGAGCGGGCCGCCGCCGCCACCGCCGCCGCCGCCAGCCGGAGGCGCCGGUGCGAGCUCAGCGCCUGGCGACGGCGCUGCGGGAGCGGACGCGGGCCUCGCGUCGGUUCUGAGCAGGGUGAAGGGCGAGGACGUGCCGAAGCUUGUUUGGAGCAAGGGUACGUCCAAGGCCAGCGUCUACGAGGAGUGGAUGCAGAAGAGCACGCUGGAGAUCACGGGUCUGCACUCGACUAUCGAGUUGUGGUGGGGGUCGCUUCGGGCGAGCGUGGAGGCGGCGUACGAGGAGUGCAUCUCCCUGGACCCGCUCCGUCGCCCAUUGAUCCGUCCUCAGAGCAGCUGGGCGGAGGCGCCUGGCAUGCGCGCGGUGGAGAUGAAGUUCCGCCCGCUGCUGUUGGAGGCCAUGCCGGAGACGAUCCAGUCCCAGGCACUGGCGACGCGCCAGCUGGCGCGCAGCGAGAUCGUCUUCGCUGCCGCCGUCGAGGCGGGGCCGGGGGCGCUGAGGGACCGUGAAGCGACCCUCAAGGCCGUCGAACGCCGUGGCCUGCCAGGCGCUCCCCCCGUCGCCGAGUGCUACGCGGCGCUCCAGAGGUGGAAGUUCGAGUUGACUCGGCUUCAGAGGUUGGGCGCCACGGCCCCCGACCCCGCCAUCCAGCUCUCCACGCUCAGCUUCGAGCACCGGCCCUUCAGCUACGAGAUGUCGCGCGGCAUUUCCGGUGCCAGCUCGUGCAGCCAGGCUGCAGUCGACGAGUACUGGCGCUACCUGGCGGCCGAGGCGCGAGAGCUGAGCGGGGGGGAUUCGGCUGCUAAGGCGCCGAACGUGGCAGCCAAAGUGGCGGCCCUCGAACAGCAGAUCCGUCAGCAGACACAGCGCCAGCCGCAGACCAACGCCAGGCCCGACCCCAAAGCCAAGGCCAAGGCCAAGGUGAAGGCCAAGGCGAAGCCGGAGGCUAAGGGGAAGGGCAAGAGCGGCGAGCCUGGGCAGAGGCCCUGCCGAUUCUUCGAGUCCGAUGGCGGCUGCCGCAAUGGCGCCCAGUGCACCAGCCUCCACCAGAGGCCAGAGAAGUCAGAGGGAAAGUGCUUCAACUGCGGUGCCAUCGGUCGCAAGAUCGACAGCUGCCUGCGGCCGCGCGCUGACCCCGCCGCCCGCGUCGCCAACGCAGGCACGGCGGGAGAUGCAGCCGCGGCCGCCGCCGGAGCUUCUGGACCUCCUGCCGCCGGCGGUGGACAGCCAUCUGGGCCGCCUCCCGCGCUGCCCAAGACCGCCGAGGCUUUUGCGGCGGCUCUUCAGCAGGCCGAGGCUCGAGGCCGUUCCGAGGGAGGUCAGUUGAUGCUCAACUCGCUUGCUGCCCAGGGCAGCGGCGCGGGCGCGAGCGCCAGGCUCGCAGGCGGCGCCGAUGGCGAGGCCUUCUGGACUUCGCCAGCUGGGCCCCCGCCACCGCGGGCGAAGAUGGCGUUGCCGGCGGGCGACUUCGCAGCGCUGGAGCGAGCAGCGGCUGCUGCAGCGGCGCCGGCAAGCGCAUCGACGCUGAAACGCGACCAACUCGGUCGCCCGCUGCUUCUGGCGGACACGGGAGCCAGCCACGAGUUGGUGUCCUACGGCCACGUGGCGGGUGAACCAGCGUCACCACCAGUCGCAACUACGAGCGUGGAGCUCCAGAUUGCGACUGGCGGCCGGGAGGCGCAGCUCGGCGUGGAUGAGAAGCUAUACGUCUACUCGCCCACGGAGCUGCAGCCGCUCUUCCCGCUCGCGGCGGUGAACGAGGAGCUCGGCCUGCAGAUGACUUGGAGCCCGUCGAUUUGCGAGGUGCGGCUGCCGGAUGGCAGGGCCAUCGACUUCAUCAGGGACGGCGGGUCCAUCUACUUGGACGAGGACAGCGCCGACGUGCUGAGGCAGCUGAGGACCGCCAUGCGCGAGCGUCGGGCUCGCGCUGCGCUGGCCCGGGCAAUUGCCGCCGCGGUCAGCCUGCACGAUCUGGGCCGUCAUCGUGCCGAGGGCCACCCACGGUUCAUGGCGGAGUGCGGCGAGUGCCGACGAGCCGCAGGCCGGAUGCGCCCGCACCUGAGACUUGACCAGACGACGCGCCCGGGCGGGCAGCUGAGCGUGGAUCUGUCGGGCUCGCACCCGCCAGGGCGGCGGCCGAGCAGCUGGCAGGAGGAUCAGCCGCGCCGCGCCGCGUACUUCAUGGUGGCGGCUUUCGCUGUGUUCACCCGCAGCGACGCGGCAACCGCGGAGGAGAACGAGACCUUCGCGCGCGCCGCCGCGGAGCUCCAGGAUCCAAGCGCUUCAGAGCUCGCCGACCUGGAAGCAUCGCUACACCCGGAGGCUGCGGCUUCCGACGCGGCCGGCACGGUCGCGCAGCGCGCCGCCAUGAACGCCGGCCUCCUCAUCGCGGUCGCCCGGGCGCGAUCGCAGGAGGAGGCAAGGGGGGAUGAGCAGUGCAAGGACGUGCAAUUGCCAGCGGAGCCGAGGACAUGGUACUACGCCUGGCCGCUGGCAACGAAGACAGCGAGCGAGACGUUGGCGGCUAUGGAGUCCAUCAACGUCGAGGUCUGCGCGGAGCUCGACUGCAAGGCGGUCUACCGCAUCCAUGCGGACCGAGCGGGUGAGCUGGCGGGGCCAGUCAUCAAGCGCGAGAUGGCCGCGCGCCACGACAUCGCGACCACCAGCACGGCCGGCGCGGAGCCGAACUCGAACGGCCGAGCUGAGCGAGCCGUUGGCCUGGUCAAGGGCAAGGCUCGCGCGAUGUUGCUGGCGCCCGUCUUCACGGCGGCCGACCGCCAGGCCCUAUGGCCAGCCGCGGUCUGCCACGCAGCGUGGUGUCAGAGACGCGCCGCGCAGGGACGCUCGUUCGCGGGCAUCCCUCCCUUCGGAGCCGCGGUGCACGCGCGCCUGAAGGAUCAGCAGGGGUCCUUCGAGCCCCGCGCGGUGCCGAGAGUGUACCUCGGCGCGGUGCCUGACGUUGCGCACGGCGCGCUGCUGGGGCACAAGAAGGGCGGCGAAUGGCACUUCGAGGUCAGCUCGUCGUUCGUGGUGGACCGGGCAGCCGCCGACAGCAGCCCGGCAGGGCCGCCGGGCGCCGCCGCCGCGUCUGACCGUGUCGCGCUGCCCGCGCUGCCGCCUGGGCUCCCGCCAGACCACGUCGAGGGUCGCUCCUACGACGUGCGCGAUGAGCGUGGGGACGACCACGACGACGACGACGCCGAGCUCCCGGCCUUCCAGGAGAUCGAUAAGGAGUCCGGUAUGCAGCCGGUGUCGACCGCCGAGAUUCGCGCGAGUUUCGGAGCCGAGAGGGAGGGCCGGCGACUUGCCCUCGACAGCGAGUUGUCCAUCCUGCGCUCCAUGGGGGCGUUCGAGGUGUUGACCGAGGCGGAAUCGGCCAGGGUCCCCAAGGGCAAGAUUAUCCCCAUGAAGGUCGCUGCUGGUACGAAGCCACCCCUGGCCGCAGAGCUGGGGCGCCGUAAGCAGGCGCGCGCGUGCAUCUGCGGGAACUACCAGGAGCGGAGGGCAGGGGAGGACGUGUACAGCGGAAACAUUGACGCUUCGAGCCUCCGCCUGGUGCUCGCGGUCGCAGCGGCCCAGAGGUGGAGCUGCUCCGCGCUGGACGUCGCCACCGCCUUCCUGAACGCGCCUCUGCCGGUGGAGGUGGGGGACAUAAUGGUUCGACCUCCUUCGAUCUUCAACCAUUUUGGUUUGAUCCAGCCGGGUGAGCUUUGGCGCGUGCGGCAGGCGAUUUACGGCCUCCGCAUUGCGCCGAAGGCAUGGGGCGACAAGAGGGACCGCCAGAUGAGGGCCAUGAGCAUCAAGUACUUGGGCGAAACGUGCACGCUGAGGCAAUCGCACGUCGACCCUUGCCUGUGGUCCGUCGUCGCCGUGUCGGGCAAGGUAGCGGGGUACGUGUGCGUGUACGUCGACGACUUCGCCCUCUUCGGCCCGGGCGCGGUGGUGUCCGAGCUCGGGCGCCUGAUGUCGGCUCGGCCCGACGGGUACUACGUGCGCCAGUGCGAGUGCACCAACGAUCUGCAUGAGAAAUGGGGCCUGGACCGCGGCAACUCCGCCGGCACGAUCGCCAUCGAGCCGCUCCCGGCCGGCGAUCCCGAGCUGCAGGGCCAGGAGGAGCCGGAGAUCGCGGAUAUUAGGCUGGCGCAGAAAAUCACCGCCGAAGCGGAAGUGACCGCUCUGGCGAUGGGCGGCCUGGUGCAGGAGGGCACCGAAGCCGUCUUGAACUCUAUGUUCGUGCAGCCUGAGGUCACCAAGAUGUGGGGUGACAACUCGGCUAGCCUGUGCAUUUUCCAAGGGCACGGGUCAUGGCGGACCCGCUGCCUAGCCGAUCGCGCCGCGGCCAUUCGUGCCAGGGUCGAGGCAAAGUUACUCGACCUUGGGCACGUGCCCUCAGAGGAGCAGCGCGCCGAUGGAUUGACGAAGACUUUCAGCUAG
Molecule: messenger RNA, 5535 nt
Organism: Prorocentrum cordatum
Lineage: Eukaryota; Dinophyceae; Prorocentrales; Prorocentraceae
Source: the annotation of a GenBank genome assembly